This is a messenger RNA of Prunus armeniaca (apricot), 1431 nucleotides long. NCBI's taxonomy places the organism in Eukaryota, Viridiplantae, Streptophyta, Magnoliopsida, Rosales, Rosaceae. The record is from the annotation of a GenBank genome assembly.
AUGGGGACUAUUUUGAGCUUGAACCAUUCCAGGACUAGAGGGAAUGAACCUUAUGAGGUUUUACAGAGUGCACCAUGCAAGAGGCCAAGGUUGUCUUCAAGCUUUUAUGAGAAAAACCCGAGAUUGAUUCCCUGCCUUCCUGACGAGAUAUCUAUUCAGAUUCUUUCCAGAAUACCUAGGAUCCACUAUUUGAAAUUGAAGUCGGUGUCACGGACCUGGAAAGCCACUAUUUUGAGUGCUGAACUUUUCUCUUUGAGAAAAGAGAUGGGAACAACAGAGGAAUGGCUUUAUAUAUUAACAAAGGUCGCAAAUGAUAAACUCAUAUGGUAUGCUCUUGAUCCUCUGGCCGGAAGAUGGCAAAGGUUGCCACCAAUGCCAAAUGUUUCUCGUGAAGAUGAAUCUAGGAAGGGUUUAGCUGCCCUUAGAAUGUGGAAUAUGGCAGGCUCAAGUAUCAGGAUUGCAGAUGUCAUCAUGGGUUGGCUUGGGAGGAAGGAUGCAAUAGAUCGAAUGCCAUUUUGUGGUUGCUCUGUUGGGGCUGUUGAUGGCUGCCUCUAUGUGCUAGGGGGAUUUUCCAAGGCUUCUGCCCUGAGAUGUGCAUGGCGAUAUAACCCAGUUACAAACUCUUGGAGUGAAUCAAGUCCAAUGUCAAUUGGUAGAGCUUAUUGCAAGACAGGCAUCUUAGAUGAUAAGCUUUAUGCUGUUGGAGGGGUUACUAGGGGUCAUGGUGGAUUGACCCCUCUUCAAUCAGCUGAAGUAUUUGAUCCAAAAACAGGUGUGUGGUCCCAAAUACCUAGCAUGCCCUUUACGAAAGCUCAGGUGUUACCGACUGCAUUUUUGGCUGAUCUGCUCAAGCCUAUUGCUACUGGAAUGACUUCAUACAGGGGAAGGUUGUUUGUUCCACAGAGUUUAUACUGCUGGCCCUUUUUUGUUGAUGUUGGAGGAGAGGUUUAUGAUCCAGAGGCGAAUUCAUGGGUUGAAAUGCCAAUUGGCUUGGGGGAGGGUUGGCCGGCAAGACAGGCAGGGACGAAAAUGAGUGCCACCGUUGAUGGUGAAUUGUAUGCACUGGAUCCUUCUAGUUCUCCUGAUAAUGCGAAGAUCAAGGUAUACGAUUACCUAGCUGAUGAUUGGAAAGUUGUUGCAGAAGAUAUUCCAGUUCCUGACUUCACUGAAUCAGAGUCUCCCUAUUUGCUUGCUGGAUUCCUUGGGAAGCUUCAUGUGAUCACAAAGGAUGCCAAUCGAAAUAUUGCUGUUUUGCAGGUGUAUGUGCAGAACCAUGUUGCUUCCAUCUCAGAAGCUUCAUCCUCAUCACUCGUUGACCCCAUUGAACAUGCUGAACGACCAACAGAAUCAGAACUAGAUCUUUGGAAGGUAAUUGCCACAAGGAGUGCACCGGCGGCUGAACUGGUUAGCUGUCUGGUCCUUGAUAUUUGA